This is a messenger RNA of Durusdinium trenchii, 2121 nucleotides long. Lineage: Eukaryota; Dinophyceae; Suessiales; Symbiodiniaceae. The record is from the annotation of a GenBank genome assembly.
AUGAUCGCCCUGCGCUGCGCUGGCUUUGACCGCGUGGAUCUCAAAGCCACGGAGCGGUUUGGCAUCACUGUGGCCCGGGUGCCGGCCUACAGCCCGUAUGCAGUCGGGGAGCAUGCUGUUGCAUUGAUGUUGUCCUUGAAUCGCCACAUUACACGGUCCUACAGAAAUGCACGGAUUGGGAACUUCAGCUUGAAUGGUGCCAUGAUUGGACAAACGUUGCAUGGUAAACGAGUUGGCAUCAUCGGUACAGGUUUGAUUGGAUCCAUCACUGCACGAGUCAUGAAGAAGGGCUUUGAAUGUGAUGUGGUUGCUUAUGAUGUUUUCGAGAAUCCCAAGAUUGCGGACCCCGAGCCACAAGGCUUGGCAAUUCCCUACGUGUCCCUGGAUGAUUUGCUCUCCACUUGUGACUUCAUCUCUUUGCAUGCACCACUGCUGCCAUCCACGAAGCAUAUGAUCAAUUUUGACAAGUUGAAGAUCAUGAAGAAAGGCAUCAUGACGCAUGGUCUCGUUGGUGCGGAAGAGUCAAUUCAUCGUCCGAGGAUUGUGAACACCUCCCGUGGUGGACUCAUCGACACCAAAGCAUUGAUCCAAGGCUUGAAGGAUGGCACCAUAGGUGGAGCAGCCAUGGAUGUGGUCGAGAACGAAGCGCCGUAUUUCUUCAGGAACUUCUCCACCAGCUGGAUCACGGAUGAGAACAUCGCUGUGCUGUUGCGGAUGCCCAACGUUAUCCUGACCCCACACUUGGCCUUCUUCACACGAGAGGCGCUGAGGACGAUUUCUGACACUUCCUUGAAGAGCUUGGCAGGUGCGCGCACCAUGAAAGUUGUGUGCCUGCCACCCAAAGAGGCCCCAUCAGUGCUGCGGAAAAGCACACAGGCGGCGGCCAUGACGUUCAUGCAGAGCCUUCCAGCGCCAGUACAUCCCAUGAAGGCGGAAUACUUCCCAGCCUUCGAGAACAGCGAGCAGAGCUUCCGCAUUGUGUUCUUCUCAGCUACGCCCACAGAGAUUGAGGCCUUCCAGAAGGGCAACGAGGAGUUCAACGGGAAUUUCACCAUGAAGUUCUACCAGAGUCGCCUCACCAUCGAAAGUGUCCACCUGGCGAAGGAUGCCGAGGGCGUCUGCAUUUUCGUGCAUGACGACGCAUCAGCUGAGGUGGUGAAGGCCUUGAAGGCGCAAGGAGUCAAAAUGCUGGGUCUCCGCUGCAGCGGUACCAACCAUGUGGAUAUCGCUGCAGCAAAUGACGCCGGGCUCACCGUGACGCACGUGCCGGGCUACAGCGCCUCGUCCAUCGCUGAGCACGCCGUGGCCUUGACCACUUCAGUCAUCCGAUGCAUCCCACAGGCCACGGAAAACACCAGGCGUUGUAAUUUCGAGCUCAACGGUCUUCUUGGCUUCGACAUGAUCGGCAAGAAGGUGGGCAUCUUCGGCACUGGUCGCACUGGCAAAGUGGCUGCACGAAUCUUCAGUGCUGGCAGCUGGGCCUUUCUGCCAAGCAGAUAUGGAUGCGAAGUCAUGUGCAACGAUCCGGUGGAAAAGCCGCAGGUGAAGGACAUGCCUCCCAGCGGGCUUGGCUUGCCAUAUGUGCCACUUGAUCAGAUCUUCAGCGAGUGCGACAUCAUUUGUUUGUUCGUUCCUCUCAACCAGAACACCGCCAAGAUGAUUGAUGCAGCUGCUAUUGAGAAGAUGAAGAACGGUGUAAUUCUGGUGAACACUUCCCGCGGUGGGCUUGUUGACAACAAAGCUUUGAUUCAGGGCUUGCACCAGGGCAAGAUCGGUGGAGCAGGGCUUGAUGUCGUUGAGGGUGAAGAAGGCUAUUUCUUUGCCGAUUGGAGCGACCAAGUGGUUCAACACGAUGACCUCAGUAUUCUCACGUGUUUCAACAACGUCGUCAUCACUUACCAUCAGGCAAGCUGCGUGGUAGGGCACAAGGAUUUACCAAGUGGUCUACCACUCCACCGCGUUUCAAUGCGUUUCAGGUGGUGUGUUUGGCAUUCUUGUGCCAUCUCGCCCUAUAAGUGGAUUCUUGAUCGUCGCUUGAUGGGUACGUGGGCCCGACAUCAUGUUCAAAAUGAAGAAGGUGCUAGAUUCAGAAGUGCAAGAUUUGAACCUUGUUUUGCAUAG